Messenger RNA from Mizuhopecten yessoensis (Yesso scallop), 543 nucleotides. RefSeq lists its product as uncharacterized. The transcript has 2 exons. Bases 90 to 470 code for a protein of 126 amino acids. The record is from RefSeq and is a predicted model, not a curated record. Lineage: Eukaryota; Metazoa; Mollusca; Bivalvia; Pectinida; Pectinidae.
AUAAGGAACUAUGUGACCAACUCUCCUAUCCCUCUUUUGGGAGUGUAACAAGCUUAAAACUGUUCUCACCAUUCCAUAGUCAGAACAAAAUGCAAGCAAUUUGGACAUCGCUGAUAUGCUUGGGGCUAGUCGUAAGGAGUGGAGGAUACAUUUUACCAGAUACACGUUCCUGUGUAAAAAACGGAGACCGAUAUUUGAUCGGUGAUGAGGUACACAUUUCCUCGCGAAUCACGUGCGUCUGUUUGCUGGCUUCCUCUACUGGUAAACUUUACCUAGGCGGGUGUGCGUUUGGAAACAGAGCUCGUCGUCAGGGAUUUCCUACUCCUGCUCCUCCUUCUACUUCCACGAGGUAUACCACCAAGUCCCCGCCCCCUUUCACAACCAGAGCACCACCGAGCCCGAUAGGUACGCGAGGACCGGCGGAACCAUCCACACGUGGUACAACACUGGCACCACCACCCAUCGGAUAACAAAUAUAAAGAGAUCCAAGAUGUUCAAAUGUUUCAAUAAUAAAGUAGUCAAUUGUUGAUUAAACAAUGCAUA